AUGUCAUUCCUUGACACGAUCCCAGCGGAUGAUCUCCUAAGAGACCGAACACGUGUAUUUAGCGAAUUUCUAGCUGAUGAGCGAAGCCACUGGCGAUACAAAGAUGAAAUCGUCCAACUGCUCCGACAUGAUGGAAGACGCCUCAUUGUCAACGUCGAUGAUUUACGCGAGUACAAUCGGGAGUUUGCCGAUGGUAUACUGAAUGAACCCAACGACUUCCUGCCCGCGUUUGAGCAGGCUCUUGUCGACAUAGUCCAGACAGUUAGAGACCCACAGAAGCACAAGACAGAAGAGAAAGACUAUCAUAUCGGUCUUCGUGGCAGUUUUGGGGAUCAUCACUGCAAUCCAAGGACUCUAAGGGCUUUGCAUUUGGGAAGACUGAUCAGUCUUGAGGGAAUAGUCACCAGAUGUUCGCUCGUGCGGCCAAAAAUGCUGAAGUCCAUCCACUAUUGCGAACAAACUCAAGCCUUUCACUGGCGCGAAUAUCGAGAUGCAACCAUGACGGGCACCUUACCUCCGACUUCGUCUAUCACGCCUCAGACCGAUGAGCAAGGCAAUCCGCUCCAAAUUGAGUUUGGAUUGUCGACCUUUCGUGAUCACCAGCGUAUCAGCAUUCAGGAGAUGCCGGAGCGUGCGCCAGCCGGACAGCUACCGCGCAGUGUUGAUGUCAUACUAGAUGAUGAUCUGGUAGACAAGUGCAAGCCAGGUGAUCGCAUUCAGUUGGUUGGGGUGUACCGCAGUCUUGGGGGAGGCGGAUCUGGCGGAUUCCGCACGCUCAUUUUGGCAAACAACAUAGUGCCCCUAUCUUCCAAGCUUUCUGGCGGCCCAGCAUCUACUCCACUCACUGACGACGACAUUCGUCACAUUCAUCAACUUCGUAGAGAUGAAAAAGACAUAUUUGAGUUGCUUGCACAGUCCCUCGCUCCCUCAAUUUAUGGGCAUGACUAUAUCAAGAAGGCCAUUUUGCUCAUGCUACUAGGCGGGCAGGAAAAGAACUUGCCUAAUGGGACCCAUAUUCGCGGCGACAUCAACAUUCUCAUGGUCGGCGAUCCAAGCACCGCAAAAUCUCAACUCCUGAGAUUUGUGCUAGGCACCGCGCCACUCGCCAUUGCCACAACCGGCAGAGGUAGCAGUGGUGUGGGUCUGACGGCCGCGGUUACGACUGACAAAGAUACUGGGGAGAGGCGUUUGGAGGCUGGUGCUAUGGUCCUAGCCGACCGUGGUGUGGUUUGCAUUGACGAGUUCGAUAAGAUGUCAGACAUCGAUCGGGUUGCCAUCCAUGAAGUUAUGGAACAACAGACCGUAACUAUCGCAAAGGCAGGAAUACACACGAGCCUCAACGCUCGCUGCAGCGUGAUCGCUGCAGCUAAUCCUAUCUACGGCCAGUAUGAUGUACACAAAGAUCCUCAUAAGAACAUCGCACUCCCAGAUUCACUGUUGUCUCGGUUCGACCUCCUGUUUGUGGUCACUGAUGAUGUGGAUGAGCGUCGCGACCGAAUGAUAUCAGAACACGUUCUUCGUAUGCAUCGUUAUCUUCAGCCUGGCGUCGAGGAAGGGACCCCGGCACAAGAUAAUCUGUCCCAAAGCCUAUCGGUAGAUGCUGCUCAAACCGAGGCCGCACAAACACCAGUUUUCGAGAAAUACGACACUUUGUUGCAUGCUGGUAUCUCGGGUCUCCGGACGCGAUCCCGGCGAAAGAAGGCUGAGAGUCAGGAGAAGGUCAUCUCCAUCCCAUUCAUCAAGAAGUACAUUCAGUACGCAAAAAAUCGUGUGCAGCCGGUACUCAGCAAGGGUGCGGCAGACCACAUCGUUGCUGUAUAUUCUGAACUGCGAAAUGAGGAUCUUGCUCGGAAUACGAGAAGGACUUCUCCCUUGACCGCUCGCACUUUGGAGACCCUCAUACGGCUGGCUACCGCCCAUGCAAAAGCCCGUCUGUCUAAAGAUGUUGAACAGCGCGACGCUAUGGUUGCAGAGGAAAUACUCCGGUUUGCUCUUUUCAAAGAAGUGGCAAAGGUGCAGCGCCGCAAGAAGAGGAAGCUCAAUUCGGGUGUGGCGGGGACUGAAAGCGCUGAUGAGUCGGAAGAAGACGGGAGUGAGGACGAGGCUGGUCAAGUCAUAUCCCCAUUGGUAAAGAUAGUAGACGACUACGCUAUGGCGGAGGACAUACCUACGGGCGGAUUUCCAGCACCGAUCAUUUCAGCGCAGCCGGAGCAAUCUGUGCCCGAAGAUGAGCUAGGCGUUACCGCGGAUAGGUUGAUCUUGUUCCGUUCUCGCCUAUCCGAUCUCUUCGCAACUAGCAUGCAAGAUGAGGAUGCCAUCGAGCUGGACCAAUUGGUUGGCGCUGUGAAUAUUGGCCUGCCGUCCGAGCGACACUUUACGAAGGAAGAGGCACGAUCAGCUGCAAAGGCGAUGUAUCGCAGGGACGAAAUCAUGUUCUCCAGUGACAUACUGUACAGGAUCUAGGACACCCCUUUUUCUUUGUCUCCCCUUGUAAUCCGCGUUAUGAGGACUUAUGCAGUGCAUUCCUGCUCAGUACUGUACAUGAUCAUGAGGACAGAAAGACUGCAAAUUCGUUUCAUCUACUCCAUUGAACUUCAUUUGCUCCUUUCCUGAGCUUUGUUUUUCGAUAGACAUCUUUCUCAACCGUAGCCUGGCCAAAUAGCUCGACCCUUCUCUUCUUGUUCUCUCGUAUUCUUCCCUCCAGCAUCCCAUCGCUGUCGGUACUAUGACCUCCAACGUUGGCAUCUGGGUCUACAGAAUCCACAACGUUAUCGUUAUCGUCGAUUCUCUUGCGCUUGUGUUUGAUUCCAACAUUGAUAUUCACUCGAGGUGGGACAGCAAAUCCGAAAGCCUUGCCCACCUUCGCAAGAUCGAGAGAGUUGACGUCAAAGAUUUUCUUCAGACUGUACGAUGCGUACGCUUGUAGGUAUGAGCGAUAACCAUCUCUUGCAGAUUCAUGAAGAUAAAAAUUCUUGGAGAUGAGCUUUUCGAGCUGGGCCUGAACAUUAGCAAUUCGAUUGGCAGGGAAGUUGUAUUCGUUUAAGGGGACCUUGGCUUCUUUCAAGAAGCGCAGGAAUCCCAGUUCGCUUGGCAGGAGAAACAGGAGGCUUUUGCCGUCUGUGCCUGCUCGGGCGGUUCGACCUACUCGGUGGAUGUAGUCCCUUGGUUCGUCUGGUGGAUCAAACUGAACAAUCCAGUCGACUUUGGGUAUGUCCAGACCUCGAGCUGCCACGUCCGUGCACAGAAGGAUACCGCUUGACGCAUUACAGAACUCGAAAAAUGUAUUUGUCCGCUUUUGCUGCUUCUGCUUGCCAUGGAGGUCGAGAACCGGUACAUCGAUAUAGUUCAGCAAUUCGGCGUGGUACUUGACUGAACUACACGAUGAGAAGAAUACGAUGACCUUCUUCUGCAGAUUUUUCUUUAAAAAGGUGAAGAGAAGCAGAAAUCGGCGGUCAGAUGGACAGACAACAUAACCCUGCGUUAAUGUUGUGACCGUAGAAGUGACCUGCGUGGCUGAUACAUCGAUGUAUAACGGUCCAGAACGCAGAGAAAUGCGUGCCAAGUCUGACACUUUGUUUGUUUGCGUUGCGGAAAAAAGCAUAGACUGUCGACUUUCGUUGGGAAGGAGCGCUAUGAUCUGCUUCAUCUCUUCCUCGAAGCCAAUUUCUAGAAUGCGAUCCGCUUCAUCAAUGACGAGGGCCUUCAAAUUCUUGAAAACAAAUCCCUUGGUGUUCCGCAAGUGGUCAAGCACUCUACCAGGUGUCCCUACUAUGAGGUUAACUCCCUUGCCUAGCUUCUCAGCCUCCGCCUUCCUAUUUGCCCCUCCCAUGACGAUACCAAAUGUCUGGGUAUGUCCAUGAGAAAAGAGCUCUUUUACAACGCCGAAUAUUUGAAGCGCAAGUUCACGAGUGGGGGUAAGAACAAGCACCCCUGUGCCAUUCCUUGGCUUGAACUUUAACCGGCUGAGGAGCUCGACCGAAGGAAUAAGGAAUGCAAGUGUCUUGCCAGAGCCGGUUUUGGCAGCACCGAGUACAUCCUUUCCAGCUAAAAGAGGAGGGAUCGUGCGUUCCUGCACGGGGGUCAUAGUGUUCAUGCCCAUGGCGCUGAGGGCAGCGAGAGUAGCGGGUGAUAGGUCCAGGUCGGUGAAUGGUGGCCGGCCAGCCUCAUCGGAAGAGGGAUGCUGAUCGUGAUUGUUUGCGAGAUCCAUUGAUGAUGAUGAAUAGGAAGAUGGACCAGCUUCGUUU
Messenger RNA from Dacryopinax primogenitus, 4244 nucleotides. RefSeq names its product ATP dependent DNA helicase. The record is from RefSeq and is a predicted model, not a curated record. Gene Ontology annotation, molecular function: single-stranded DNA binding; ATP binding; single-stranded DNA helicase activity. Gene Ontology annotation, cellular component: nucleus; MCM complex. Lineage: Eukaryota; Fungi; Basidiomycota; Dacrymycetes; Dacrymycetales; Dacrymycetaceae. Gene Ontology annotation, biological process: DNA strand elongation involved in DNA replication; DNA replication; mitotic DNA replication initiation. The transcript is spliced from 9 exons. Bases 1 to 2463 code for a protein of 820 amino acids.